GCGCGCGUGCACAGCCAUGGUGCCAGACGGGGCCGCGGCGGCCCCCGGAGCCCCGGAGCGCGAGGAGCCGGCGUGGCCGUGGAAAGACGCGCCGAUCUGGACGCUGGUACAGCGCGUGCACCAGCUGCAGGCCGAGCGCGCGCAGGCCUUCCGCCGCCUGGACGAAGCCCACCGCCGGUACGUGCGCAGCGGUCCCCACCACGACUUCGCGAGCUACCGGAGCGCGGUGCACGAGGUCACGCAGGCCUUCGCCGCCGCCUCGCGCGAGGUGCUGGCGCUGGAGGCCGAGCUGGCCGGGCCCCGCGCGCAGCCGCGGCUCGCCGGCCACGUGCGCAGCCUGCAGCAGCUGGAGCAGACGCGUCUGACCACGGUGGCCUUGCUGCAGCUGGCGGGGUCGCCGGAGCUGUCGGGGCAGGAGGACGCGGGACAGACGCAACGGCUGAAGAUGAAGGUAAUUAAAACCAUGGAGGCGAUCAGCGAGGUCCUCCAAGACCUCAAGUUUGAGGCCGACUCCGCCGAGUGAUGGUGGCUCCCCAGGGGCACGCCGAGGGAGCCGGGAAAGGGGGCCGGUGGCGCCCUGCCCGGCCCUGACCCCGCCAGCUGGCCGGGUCCUGCCCUGCUGGGCUGCUGGCCCCCGCCCCCACCAAGGGCUGCACGCACUCCCCUUAAUAAAGGACUUCGUGGCCGGUG
Messenger RNA from Lepus europaeus (European hare), 690 nucleotides. It is a transcript of the gene REX1BD, whose product is annotated as required for excision 1-B domain containing. The coding region runs from base 17 to 523 and encodes 168 amino acids. The record is from RefSeq and is a predicted model, not a curated record. NCBI's taxonomy places the organism in Eukaryota, Metazoa, Chordata, Mammalia, Lagomorpha, Leporidae. The transcript is spliced from 5 exons.